Messenger RNA from Cylicocyclus nassatus, 3924 nucleotides. NCBI's taxonomy places the organism in Eukaryota, Metazoa, Nematoda, Chromadorea, Rhabditida, Strongylidae. The record is from the annotation of a GenBank genome assembly.
GUCUCUUUCCCCAAUUCCAUCGCCAGAAUUACUUCCCUGUUUUGCUUUGUGCCUUGUAUGCCUCCAUUGUUCUAGUUUUGAAGUUGAUUGGCAAUGAGUGAAAUCAUUGUGAGUUACAGGCGUAUUUCCGUGAAACUCUUAGGAAGGAUAAAUCCUCAUCUUGCCACCGAUUCGACGUUUCAUGGUCUCUUCAAAGGUUUCCCGCUCUGAUAAUGGCCCCAUCCGGGGUUAAGCCUGGUUUGAUAAAGGAUCCUGCCAUAGCUGCUCUCUUCAGUAAUAAAGACCCAGAAUCUCGAUAUGAUGAUUUGCGAGAAAUUGGACAUGGGUCAUUUGGCGCCGUGUACUUUGCUUAUGACAAGGAUACAGGCGAGACUGUCGCUAUCAAGAAGAUGUCCUAUUCGGGCAAGCAAGCUGGUGAGAAGUGGGCAGAUAUCUUAAAAGAGGUUUCAUUUCUCCAUAAAAUUAAGCAUCCUCAUAUUGUUGAAUACAAAGCAUGUUUUUUGAAGGAACAAACAUGUUGGCUUGUGAUGGAAUAUUGCAUCGGUUCUGCAGCGGACAUAGUUGAUGUUUUGCGGCAAGGGUUGCGUGAAAUUGAGAUCUCGGCGAUUUGUAGUGAAACGCUCUCUGCUUUGCAUUACCUCCAUCAGUUAAAACGCAUCCAUAGGGAUAUAAAAGCAGGCAAUAUCCUGCUUUCUGAUUCAGCUCAUGUGAAGCUCGCUGACUUUGGAUCUGCUUCAAUGGCGGAUCCAGCGCAGACUUUCAUCGGGACUCCUUUUUUUAUGGCUCCAGAGGUCAUUCUCGCCAUGGACGAAGGCCAUUAUACGGAAAAAGCUGAUAUUUGGUCGCUUGGUAUCACUUGUAUAGAGCUAGCUGAGCGUCGCCCACCAUUAUUCAACAUGAAUGCUAUGUCAGCCCUGUAUCACAUUGCACAAAAUGAUCCUCCUAAAUUAGCUCCUGUCACAGCUGAAAAUCAACCGGAUUGGUCCGACCGAUUCAAAGAUUUUGUAGAAAUUUGCUUGCAAAAAGAAGCUGAUGAGCGACCAUCCACGGGAGAUUUGUUAAAGCACGCCUUCAUCACACAUCCCGAACACAGGGGAGUAAUUCAUGAACUUAUAUCGAGAACGAAGGCCAUUGUUUUGGAGCUGGACAAUUUUCAGUAUAAAAAGAUGCGGAAGCUUAUGUAUUUGGAUGAAAUUGAGAACAAGGAUAGCGACAAUAAUCAAGGUGGAGGAUGCGAAGAACAGGAUGAUGUAGGGAACAAUCCAGGGAUGUUAUCGGUUGGCAAAGGCGACUCGACAAGUUCUAAGAGUGGCUCGAUGAAAAGUCUCAACUCAUUUCGAUCUAUGCAAAGUAGUAGUGGUGGAAAUGGAUCGAGCACUCGUCCUCCAAUUCCAGCUAGCCUACUAUCCAAUAAUGCUGAAGGAGAGAAUCGCACUUUGAUUCCCGUUGGAAAUGUUUCCCUGGAUGGCUCUGAUGCACAAAGCACGCGUCCGGCAAGUCCUAUUCCUUCUUUGAAGAUGGAUAGGAACAUUAAGGAUGACAUGGCAACGCUACGGAAAUCAAAGUUCUCCACUCUGCGGUCUGCGAAGUUAAUUUCCAGAGAGCAAGAAGAGUACAAUAAGGAGAAUAACAUGUACGAACAAAUGAAUGGAUACAAACGUUUGCGUCAACUGCAUCAUAAGGAGAUGAAGCAGCUGGAGGAGCGUUGUGCGGUCGACAUUGAGCAGCUCAAUACACAACUGGACAAGGAGUUGAAUCAGUUGAUUGCUGGAUAUGCAAAGGAGAGGCAACGUUUCAAAAGUGCACACCAGAAUGAACUGGACAAGAAGCGUAAAGAGUUGGAGGAUGGGGAAAAGAAGUUGAGAAAGCAAGUUCUGACUCGUCAAGCGCAUGAAAUGCGGUGCUUCUCGAACUCACAGCUGAAAGAGUAUCGCCACAACAAAGAUUUGGCUAAGAGUGGCUUGAAGGAAAGCGGCCUGUCAAAAUCAGCGUAUGAGGCAGCUCUCAAAGAUGUGAAAGCUAAACUGACUAGGCAAAGGACUGCCGCUGAGACUGCCUUUGAGGCAAAACUCCGAGCCGAAUUGGAGACCGAAUUGGCUAAAUAUCGUCGAUCUCAGCUGCUUUUGAUGCACAGUAUAGAGAAGCGAUUAGACGAGGAGGAUCUGAAUGUAUUGGAACGCCAGAUGGACAACCGACAUGCAAUGAUGCUUCGUCAUCACGAGGCUACAAAGGAUAUCGAACUGACUCAACUGAGGGAAAUCCAGACGAUGAGGAAACGUCAUCAGAUAAUACAACAUGAGGCGGAGUCUACAAAUCAGACAGAGUAUACGAAGAGGAAAACUGACGAUCUGCGGAAGCGUCAUGCUAUACAGAGCAGGCAGCAACCUAGAGAACUCAAGUUGAAAGAAGCACAAAUAAGAAAGCAGUUCCGCCAAGCUGUCAAGACACAAACACGCCAGUUCAAAUUGUAUCAGACCCAGCUGAUGCAGGCUGCUCCGAAGGAAGAACACAAGGAGAUUGCUAUGCAAUUGAAAGAGAAACAAAAGCACCGCAUCGCCUUGUUGACGUCUCAAUACGAAUAUCAAAUCGAGAGCAUGGUCCACGAGAAGACUGGAAAAUUGGAAUCUUGGCAAGAAGAAGAAGCCCGUCAGUUGAAUGAGCGACUCGCCAAAGAACUUGACCAACUCAAGGAAUAUCAAACAAAACAACGGAUACAACUUGAAAAUACCAUAGACAAGGAGCGUACAGCAUUAGACGAAAGGAUAUUAUUGCGACGAGCAGUGCUUGAGCAGCGAUUCAGAGAAGAACGGGAUGAAAUGCAGAAGCAGCGAGAAGCACGGGGUCGUGCGAUGGCUGAACGUCACGCAGCUGAAGAACGACAGCUAGCAGAGUCCUGUGGUAACUCUUCUCAUACCACGGCGCUGUAAUUGUAGCUUGCGAAGGUUUGAAAAAUCAUUUCAACUUUCAAGUGCUUUUUGCUCUUAAUGUAUGCACCUCUAUCUCAUUUUAUAUAGUUCUUUCUUGCUCACUCAGUUUUCUUUUUUGCUACAAAUGUUGAACAAGACGCUCCUCUAGUCCAAAUCAAGUGUGUACGUAUUAUCGUAUUUUCGAAUAUCUGGCAAUUGCUGCUAUAUCCUGGUGAAUUUGAUGAUGGGGUGACGUGCUGCAGUAUCUCUUUCAAGAAGGAGCUUGACUAUUGUUGUGAGUGCUGCAACAAGACCUUAUUUAUUUUGAUCUUCGCUGGAUAAUGCCAGAACUAAGCCAUGUUAUCGCAUUGAUAGAAGCGCCAUAUCAUGUUUAAUUAGGCGCGCAUAGCUCAAUAUAUUGCAAUUAAUACUUAGAAGUCUCAGUUCUGUGUUUUGCUGUAUGUGUGCUGGGGUCAAAGUCUGAAUUCUACCCAUAUGCCUUUUCAUCAAGUGUUGUUCUCCAUCAUAUAUUUUAUCAGUUGUUCCUACUUUUUUCGUCGCCUCCUUUCCUUCCUCAUCAUCUUAUCAUGCUUUUUUUGCUCUCCUCGUUAGCCUUUUUCUCGCUCGUUUUUUUGAAUGAUUUAGUUCACUACGCUUUAUGACUGCGACUCUUGUCGUGAUGCAGAUGUGAUAUCGGGGGUUCUUCCUCGAAUUAAGUCGUUGCUCAAGGGGCAAACAAUAGCGGAAUUAUACUUUUUGAGCAUUUUUGAACCUCAUAUUAAAAAACAGAAACCUUCUCAUCAUAUACUUAUUCAUCACUACUUCCGUCCCUCGAGCGUUGCGACAACAGCCAUUUGAUAUAAGAUAUCAAAUCAAAAUGUAUUCCUAGGGGCCUUUCCUUGACUUUUGUUGUAUUGCUACACUUAUGUGUGCAACAAUGCUGCACUUUCAUAAUAAUUUAUUUGCUUAUUGUUCUACUACGUGCAUAUACCUUAUGCGAAUAAAGACUUCAUUGUUA